AUGUCUGAUCCAAAGCUAUCAUGGGAAGGUAGCAAAUAUGACCCAAAACCAGGGCAGCCAGAAUUACCGCCUCAGCUAGCUGAGUUCUCAAAUAAGACCACUGAUCAAGUUUUGGAGGAAUUGAAUAGAUUACCCUUUUUCAUGACAAAAUUGGAUGAAACAGAUGGAGAAGGUGGAGAAAAUGCGGAACUAGAAGCACUAAAAUCAUUGGCUUACGAUGGAAAACCAGAUGAAAUAGCAUUAAAUUUCAAAAACCAAGGAAAUGAUUGUUACAAAGCUAAACAAUAUCAAAAUGCAGUGAUAUAUUAUACAAAGGGACUUGAAGUUGAUUGUGUUGAUGAUGAAAUUAAUAAAGCACUUUAUUUGAAUCGAGCCGCUUGUGAUUUGGAAUUAAAGAAUUAUCGAAAAUGUAUUGGAGAUUGUAAACAAGUAUUGCAAUUGGAUGAGAAAAGUGUGAAAGCAUGUUAUAGAGCUGGGAAAGCAUUUUCUGCUAUUAAUCAAUUUGAAGAAGCUAAACUAAUAACUCAAUACGGUCUUAUGAUUGAAGAAGACAAUAAGGAAUUGAAAAGUCUAAAGGAGCUGAUUGAAAAGAAGGAGAAAGAUUUAGCUGACUUGAAAAAGAAACGAGAGGAGGAACAACUACAAAGACAAAUGAAACAAACAGUACUAGAUAAUUCUAUAAAACUUCGUCAUAUCGAAGUAGUGCAAACUCGUGAUACCCCAGAAAUGUUAAGAGACGCCAAAAUCAAACUUGAAGAUCCAAAAGAUUAUCAAUCACAAUUAAUUUUUCCUGCAUUAAUAUUAUAUCCAACAAUAGAUGAAUUUGACUUUAUUGCAGAAGUAAGUGAAUUAACCACACCUUUAGAAAUAUUAGAAAUGAUACUUAAUAGACCAAAAGAAUGGUUUCUUGAUCCCAAGCAUAAGGAUUUUAAUGUCAAGACUUUGAAUUGUUAUAUGGAGACAACAUCCGGAGGACUAGUAAAAAUUGGUAAAAAGAUACCGAUAAAUGAGGCAUUAAUGAAAGAAUCUCCCAAAGUUCCUCUAUUUGAUAAUUCAUUGAAAUUAUUUGUUGUUCCAAAACUGAAAGAGAGUGAAUGGAUAUCCCAAUGGAAUAAAUCUACAGCUUUACAAUCUCGUAUACAACAUUAA
Messenger RNA from Lodderomyces pseudojiufengensis, 1149 nucleotides. RefSeq names its product HSP70/90 family co-chaperone (gene CNS1). Lineage: Eukaryota; Fungi; Ascomycota; Pichiomycetes; Serinales; Debaryomycetaceae. The transcript has a single exon. The record is from RefSeq and is a predicted model, not a curated record. Gene Ontology annotation, molecular function: Hsp90 protein binding. The coding region runs from base 1 to 1149 and encodes 382 amino acids. Gene Ontology annotation, biological process: protein folding.